AUGAACAGCGUAAACCCAAACCUCCCCCCAGUCCGAGCCUGCCUCUUCGACAUGGACGGCCUCCUCAUCGACUCAGAGGACCUCUACACAGCAAUCACAAACAAAGUGCUGCACUCGUUCGGCAAGCCCGAUCUGCCCUGGUCCAUUAAGGCGCAAUUGCAAGGCCGGCCGCAGCCUGAGGCAGCACGGAUCUUCUCCGACUGGGCCCAGCUCCCCAUCCCACACGAGGAGUACAUGGCGCGGAUCUCAAAGAUGCAGGCGGAGCUGUUCCCGACUACGAAGCCGCUCCCGGGUGUAGAGUCUCUGCUGAACACGCUCGCCGCUACGCAGGGGACUUCGAGCCCCGUGCACAUUGCGCUGGCGACAUCGAGCCACGCGCGGAACUACCAUCUGAAAACGGGGCAUCUGGCGGAUCUUUUCUCGGUGUUUCCUGAGAAGCAGCGGGUGCUGGGUGAUGAUCCGCGGAUUGGGAAGGGAAGGGGCAAGCCGCUUCCUGAUAUCUACUUGCUUGCGCUUGAGACGAUAAAUACGGCUCUGAGGGAGAAGGGUCAGAAGGAGAUUACGCCGGAGGAGUGUCUUGUUUUUGAGGAUGCGGUGCCCGGUGUUGAGGCUGGACGGCGCGCGGGGAUGAGGGUUGUUUGGGUGCCGCAUCCGGGGCUGUUGGAGGCAUAUAAGGGGCGCGAGGAGGAGGUGCUUGCUGGGUUGACGGGAGAGCAUAAGGAUGAGGAGAAGAGUGUGGCUGAGAGGGAGGCGGAUGCGAUGGCGGAGGAGAGAUUGCAUGCGAAGAGUGCGGGGAAGCCGGGGAAGAUCGGGGAUGGGUUUGCGGAGAUCCUGGGGAGCUUGGAGGGGUUCCCGUAUGAGAAGUAUGGGAUGAAGGUUGUCAAUAAUGGCGAUGCUUGA
Molecule: messenger RNA, 900 nt
Organism: Aspergillus mulundensis
Lineage: Eukaryota; Fungi; Ascomycota; Eurotiomycetes; Eurotiales; Aspergillaceae
Product: haloacid dehalogenase superfamily protein
Exons: 3
Coding region: 1-900 (299 amino acids)
Molecular function (GO): phosphatase activity
Source: RefSeq, a predicted model, not a curated record